AUGCUGUACCUCAAGGUGUCCCUGUCUGACUUCCUGACCCUCUUCAGCGCGCGCACCCAUGACGGCUUCUUCUGGUCCUCCAUCCCCUCAUACCUCCUGCUCACCGGCGCCUGCAUCUCCAUGGGCAUCUCCACCAUCAUCGCCUGCCUCUGGCCCACCAACGCCGGCGACUUCUGGACUGACGGCCUCACCGUCGAGGGCCUCGCGCUGUCCGAGUACAAGCUGUGGGCCCUGUGGGUCUGGAUCUACUGCAUCAUCUGGUGGUGGAUCCAGGACCUCUGCAAGGCGUCGACCUAG
Messenger RNA from Monoraphidium neglectum, 297 nucleotides. Its product is annotated as H+-transporting ATPase. The record is from RefSeq and is a predicted model, not a curated record. Lineage: Eukaryota; Viridiplantae; Chlorophyta; Chlorophyceae; Sphaeropleales; Selenastraceae. The transcript is spliced from 4 exons. The coding region runs from base 1 to 297 and encodes 98 amino acids.